AUGAUCGAAAUGCGUGACGAUACCAACAUGGAGGCGAGUUCGAGCGCCAGACGACCACCAGCACUCCCACCCAGGCAGAGCUCCAGCGGCGCACCCUUAUCACCGUACACAGAACCGCCGCCCUCCUACGACACCAUCGCAGCCUCCGACGCCAUGUCCAAAGGCCCAUGGUCAACACAAGACCAACGCACCUCCUCCACCCAAUCCCUCGUACCCUCCGAGUCCAACGAGCAGAAAGAACGCCGCCGACUCCUUCUCAUCUACAUCCACGGCUUCAUGGGCAACGAGACCAGCUUCCGCAGCUUCCCCGCCCACGUGCACCACCUCCUCACCGUCCUGCUUGCCGAGACGCACGUCGUGCACACGAAAAUCUACCCGCGAUAUCGCUCCAAGCGGAAUAUCACCUUUGCCAGGGAUGAUUUUAGCAAAUGGCUGGAGCCGCAUGAGAGUCCGACGACGGAUGUGGUGUUGCUGGGACACAGUAUGGGGGGUUUGUUGAGCGCGGAGAUCGCGCUGAUGCCUGCGCCGCCGCCGGCGAAUCGGCCGUUCAAGCAUCGCAUACUGGGGACUAUCAACUUCGAUGUGCCGUUCUUGGGUAUGCAUCCGGGGGUGGUGAAGAGUGGGUUGGCGAGCAUGUUCAUAUCUGGGGAGGCGCCGGGGGACAAGUGGACGCCAGAGAUGGGUGCACUUCAGAACGAUGGAGCGAGUACGGCGAGCGGUGCCAUGUCGCCGAUAUCACCCAUGUCUACGAGGACGGAUACCUUGUGGCAGCCGGCCCAGUCUGACCAUAACUACAACCCCUCCUUCGAUAACGACGUUGUGCUACCGAUGCGAAAGGGCUGGCAAAACGCGCUACACUUCGUCAACAAGCACUCGGGGCAUGUACUCAAAGCGACGAAGCAGCUGGUCACGUCGCAUAUGGAGUUUGGCGGGGCUAUGGCCAACUACCCCGAGCUGAAGGCGCGGUAUGGCAGGAUCAGAGCGUUGGAGGCGGAAGAUGGGAAUGUGAGAAAGUCGAUUGCGAAGAGUACGCAGACUCCCGCGAGAGUAAGAUUUGUGAAUUACUAUACUGCGAGUACGGGACGGCCAAAGAAGCCUAAGACGCCGGAGCGGAAAAGUUCGCCAGGGUCGAAUGCAAGUCGGACGAGCUUGACGCCUUCGAUGGCUGUGGAGGGGAGAGGAAGGCAGGAUGGGGCGGGCGUACCUUCUUCGAGGUCGCCGAGUCCAAGGAUCUCGCUGGAAGAGCACUCAGAUGACGGGGUGGUGAAGAAGGUCCCUGAGAUACCUGGGUCAGAAGAUGAGUCGUGGCAGGAGGCGGCGGAGUCGCUUACCAUCGAUAAUGGGAAGAAUGCGGAGUAUCACGAUGCUCCAGACCCGCCAGCCCUUUCACCGUCGUCGACAAUAUCUACCACCGCAUCUUGGCCCACCAUACCGCCGCAGCCAACUGCUCCACCUCCGCUCAAUGUCUCCUACAUCCAAGACCCAGCCACGCGCAAGCUGGUUGAGAAAGAGCAUACACGAGCCGUAAAGGCAUACGAGAAAGCUGUUAAAGACCGCGAGAGAGCGAUCCGAGACCGUGCCAAGCUUGAAGAGAAGCGCGGUCGCAAGGAGCGGAAAGACUCUGAAAGGUCCAUCAAGAAUUCGCAGAAAGCAGAACAAAAGGCACUCGCCGCGGCACUGAAAGUGGAGCAGCAACAGCAAAAGAAGAAACCCACGACACAAAAACAAGGCGAGGAAUUACGCCUUGAGCAAGAACGGCAACGAAUGGAAGCCGAAGGCCGGCGCCUACGAGGCGAGCCUGACCCACCACCCGAGCAGGACUCGCAAGAAGCAGUAGACGACCCACCCAUGAUGCCCAUCCACGACCACGAAAUCAUACACGAAAACGACGCACCGCAAAUGCAACGUCUCCCAAGCACCUCGCCCGUCCGCUCUCCCUCCCCAUCCCCUUCCCCCCACCAAUCCCCCGAUCCAGUAACUCGCUCCACAACCAACACAACCACCACCGCCGCCGCCGCAGCCGACACCGGCAGCGCACAAAAGUCCGACCGCAAAUUCUGCACCCUCCCCCCGAAAGACGCCUCCGGCGAGCGGGACCCGCUCUGGGUGCGCAUUUUCAUGGAGAACGUGGAUGAAGUGGGCGCGCAUUGCGGGUUGUUUUUCGUGGAUGAGCGGUAUGAGCGGUUAGUGGGGGAGGUGGCGGAUCGGGUUGAGGGGUGGGUGAGGGAGGAGUCUGCGCUGGUGGAGAGGCAUGGGGAGGAGGACUGGCAGCUAGACUGA
This is a messenger RNA of Saxophila tyrrhenica, 2280 nucleotides long. RefSeq lists its product as uncharacterized. Lineage: Eukaryota; Fungi; Ascomycota; Dothideomycetes; Mycosphaerellales; Extremaceae. The record is from RefSeq and is a predicted model, not a curated record. Bases 1 to 2280 code for a protein of 759 amino acids. The transcript has a single exon.